AUGACUUUCAUUCGUCUUGAGCCUUCCGAACAGGAGAACGAUGAUGGCUACUCCUCGAGAGACGCCAUCGAUGGUAUCUCAGCCCGGUCGGCGUCCUUGGCUGACGCCACCGAAACGGCAAAACCGCGUCGGAUCCUCCCUUCGCAACUACAUAAAAUGGCAAGGGAAGGGUUAGGCGAUAGGCCACGAGAUCAUGUCCUCAUCCCAACACCUCACAUUCUGUCUAGCUUUUCGCCACCAGAGUUCAAGGAUAUUCCCGAUAAGGAGAAGGCCGAAUUUGAAAAAGAGCGGCGAAAGGCCAGGAAAGUCAUAGAAGGGCUGAAAAGCCGCCAGGAAAAGCCGAAGCCAUGGACGCGCAUAUGCCGUGAGAAAGCGAGGUCGAUACUGACGCACCCCUGGCCUAGGCUCCAGACUAUUCAGGAGGCAGACGCCGAGCCAGGGAUCGAACUAGACAACCACACUGAUAUGGAGGAAGCGAGAUUGUAUUGGAAACCCUCUGAGAUGGAUAUUCUAAGAGCUCGUCGAUUCUACUUUCCGGAGCGAGAGAUGAUUGAGAUGCAGAUCUGCGACUACAAGAAGGAUAGCGGCAAGUUGGAAAAACUCCCGUUGAGGGAUUUCGAGGAUGUGAUCAAAUCGAAGCCCGACGGAGUUGCCGUUCGUUGGAUCCACCUACCAAUCGGCGUUGGAUUGCUUCAGUCGACACUGGAGGAACUUUUCAACUACGAAGGCACCCAGGAAAUGGGGCUACCAUUCAAGAACUGUGGAUAUCCUGGUUAUCCAUUCGUCUCUAAUAUCCACACUCUCGCAUUCUACAGUCGAGAAUUUUACAACGAGCAACGUGAAGCGUGGAAUGUUCUCUCCAAGGAGGCGAGUGAUAAGGGUGACUCGGCCGGUUUAGUCGGUACGAUUAAUGGACUCAGCGACCUUGUGAAGGAUGACCUGGGUUGGAGGUCGCGGUAUCGUGUACGCGAUCUUAAUUUUAGGGAAAUGACUAAAGCAGACUUUCCCUACAUUCUGAGCCACCGUUCCGCUGGCGACCUCAACCCUAGAAACGAGAAGCUUCCGCAAAAGAUCCCUGCCGCUGACGAAAACAUGAUCUCGAGAAUUUCCGAAUUCGAAGGUUCUGUUCUGAUGAUAAGCCACCUCCGAGUCUUCCACCGCUCAGACGGCUUCUUGUUGACAUUUUCACCCAAACCGGGAGUCGACUAUUUAGGCUGCCAUUUCAAGAACUCAAUGAAUCCAGCGAGAAAUAUCUUGGAUAACCCUCACGCAUCCGCCAUAGCCCACACCGCGGCAACCUUUCUAGACUCCGGCACCCAGAGAUGGCAUCGCAAGACGGUUGAGUGGCUGGCGGUCUAUCUGCUCACAGAGGAUGAUGAACGGAGACGGAGACGAAAACAGAGAAAGUCGAGGAAGAAAGGCGAUUUCGAUUCCGCCAGUCUAGUUGACAAAUACGGAGAGUAUCUUCCGGAGCUCGAAAACAUUCAGUCGAUCAAUCAGGCCAAGAUCGACUUCCUCCACGAAUUGGAAAAGGACGUUGAGAAGAUGGAAGAAAUAUACAAGUCUCGAGGCUUUGAAGAGUGUAACGACAAGGAGGUAGAUUCUAUGCCGGAGCGAGUUGGAUGGGCGUUGAGGGUAGUCAAAGCCACUCAAAGGGAGAUUGACAUACUCGUUGGUCUUUCAAAGACGGCGUUUGAUAGAGAACACCGACGAUAUACUGCGGAGCAAAAUGAUUCUACAAAGAAAGCUGGAGACCAGGGCAAUGCCAUCUUAAUUUUCACAGUCGUGACUGUGGUGUUUCUGCCCUUAUCCUUCUUUACUUCAUACUUUGGGAUGAAUCUCAGCGAUAUCGCCAACACCGAGAAGGACCAGAAAUUCUUCUGGGGGACGUGUGGAGUAGCCGGACUCAUCACAGUAAUUGUGGUUAUCAUCUACGCAUUUAGUGCCGCGGUGUGGCAGACGUUGUCUUCUUCCGACGACGAGGAUGAUUGA
Molecule: messenger RNA, 1992 nt
Organism: Scedosporium apiospermum
Lineage: Eukaryota; Fungi; Ascomycota; Sordariomycetes; Microascales; Microascaceae
Exons: 6
Coding region: 1-1992 (663 amino acids)
Biological process (GO): metal ion transport; transmembrane transport
Cellular component (GO): membrane
Molecular function (GO): metal ion transmembrane transporter activity
Source: RefSeq, a predicted model, not a curated record